AUGGGACACAAGCAACCUGCACUAGCAAUUAGUUUUCACCUCCGCACAGACAGAAGCUCACGAAUCUCUCGCGAACAGGUCAACAUUCCCAAAACCCGCCGGACCUACUGCAAGGGCAAGGAGUGCCACAAGCACACCCAGCACAAGGUCACCCAGUACAAGGCUGGCAAGGCCUCCCUGUACGCCCAGGGUAAGCGUCGUUACGACCGGAAGCAGAGUGGUUACGGUGGUCAGACCAAGCCCGUCUUCCACAAGAAGGCCAAGACCACCAAGAAGGUUGUCCUCCGUCUCGAGUGCACUGCCUGCAAGGCCAAGAAGCAGCUCGCUCUGAAGCGCUGCAAGCACUUCGAGCUUGGUGGUGACAAGAAGACCAAGGGUGCCGCUCUUGUCUUCUAA
Messenger RNA from Penicillium canariense, 396 nucleotides. RefSeq names its product 60S ribosomal protein eL42. NCBI's taxonomy places the organism in Eukaryota, Fungi, Ascomycota, Eurotiomycetes, Eurotiales, Aspergillaceae. The transcript is spliced from 3 exons. Gene Ontology annotation, cellular component: cytosolic large ribosomal subunit; ribosome. The record is from RefSeq and is a predicted model, not a curated record. The coding region runs from base 1 to 396 and encodes 131 amino acids. Gene Ontology annotation, molecular function: structural constituent of ribosome. Gene Ontology annotation, biological process: translation.